This is a messenger RNA of Macadamia integrifolia, 192 nucleotides long. RefSeq names its product cytochrome c oxidase subunit 5C-2-like. The transcript has a single exon. Bases 1 to 192 code for a protein of 63 amino acids. The record is from RefSeq and is a predicted model, not a curated record. NCBI's taxonomy places the organism in Eukaryota, Viridiplantae, Streptophyta, Magnoliopsida, Proteales, Proteaceae.
AUGGCUGGCCACAAGCUUGCUCAUGUCACUUUGAAAGGACUAAAUUUGGUAAAGGAGAUUAUCUUAGGGUCUACCCUUGGGUUGCUUGCAGGAGGGCUAUGGAAAAUGCAUCACUGGAAUGAGCAGAGGAGAUCAAGAGCAUUUUUUGACAUGCUAGAGAAAGGUGGGGUUGGUAUUGUUGCUGAAGAAUAG